This is a messenger RNA of Hylaeus anthracinus, 4407 nucleotides long. RefSeq names its product carnitine O-palmitoyltransferase 1, liver isoform (gene whd). The coding region runs from base 179 to 2575 and encodes 798 amino acids. Gene Ontology annotation, biological process: fatty acid metabolic process; carnitine metabolic process. Lineage: Eukaryota; Metazoa; Arthropoda; Insecta; Hymenoptera; Colletidae. Gene Ontology annotation, cellular component: mitochondrion. The record is from RefSeq and is a predicted model, not a curated record. The transcript has 16 exons. Gene Ontology annotation, molecular function: carnitine O-palmitoyltransferase activity.
UACGCGUCCUAUUAUGUUGCGUCGCGCUUGCAUUACACGCACAUUAUAUACACAGAGCAACUGUCACUUAUCUUACACCUAGUGGUUUCAUCGAUUUCUCUCUAUCACAUGAAAAUUGCAUUUAACCACUUAGUGCUGAAUACUCUUGACCAAACAUUUGUAGUUGAUAAUCUAUGACAUGGCGGAAGCUCACGCAGCUGUAGCAUUUAGUUUUUCUAUUACUCACGAAGGAUGGGAUGUCAACUUCGACAGGGAAGUUCUAAACUUGGUAUGGAAAUCGGGUGUCCGUUCCUGGAAAAAGAGACUUUUCAAGUUUCUUAACAACCUGAGAAGCGGAAUCUAUCCUGCUUCUUUACAGAGCUUAUGGUUCACUGUAGCUAUAGUGAUUGCUGUACAUUUUACAGGAUACAAGGUACCUUACGAUCUUGUUGGGAAAACUGCGCCGUACCUCUCAGGAUCUUGGAUACUAGCACAUUUGGCAGGAUGCUUCGUAGUUGGACUUCUCUUAUGGCUGGUAGUGAUAUACGCAAUUCGAUACACCUUGAAAUUAUUGCUUAUAUACAAAGGAUGGAUGUAUGAAUCGCGAGAGAAAGGAACUACAGUCUCAAAAAGUACCAGAAUCUGGACUUCGUUGGUAAAGCUGCUCCUUGGAUGGCACAAACCCAUGCUGUACAGUUUUCAAGGAUCCUUGCCACGACUACCAUUACCCUCUGUGGAAGAUACUAUGAAACGGUAUCUACGAAGUGUACGGCCAUUAUUGGAUGAUGCAAAUUAUGCUCGCAUGGAAACAUUGGCGAAUGAGUUUCAAAAUGGCAUUGGAGUGAAACUUCAGCGUUACUUAAUUUUAAAAUCUUGGUGGGCCACUAAUUAUGUCUCCGAUUGGUGGGAAGAGUACGUCUACCUGCGUGGAAGAUCUCCCAUCAUGGUGAACUCAAACUUUUACGGCGUCGAUGCUAUUCUCAUGUAUCCAAGUACUGUACAAGUUGCUCGUGCUGCAACCGUUGUUUAUUCAUGCUUGCAAUACAGACGUCUCAUCGAACGACAAGAAUUAGAACCAAUUUUGAUUCAGGGACUCGUACCUUUGUGUUCGUGGCAAUACGAAAGAGUAUUUAAUACUACAAGAGUGCCUGGGCGCGAGACUGAUAAACUUGUGCAUUAUGAGGACUCUAAACACAUCGUUGUGUAUCAUAAGGGCAAAUACUUCAAAGUUCUUAUUUAUCACAACAACAGAAUUCUUCAACCUUGUGAAAUAGAAGUUCAAAUGCAGCAAAUAUUAGAUGACAAAUCAGAACCAGCGAAUGGCGAAGUAAAGUUAGCUGCCUUAACAGCUGGCGAGAGAACAGCAUGGGCAGAAGCUAGAGAAGAAUAUUUUGCGAAAGGAGUGAAUAAGGCUUCCUUGGAUCUUAUUGAAAAAUCAGCAUUCGUACUUGUAUUAGACGAUGAACCAUACAUAUAUGAUCCAGCAAAUCCAGAAAAAUUAGACCAGUAUGGUCGAAUUCUAUUGCAUGGCAACGGAUAUAACAGGUGGUUCGACAAAUCAUUUACUUUGUGUGUAGGCAGCAAUGGCAGAAUUGGUUUCAAUGCUGAACACUCGUGGGCAGAUGCUGCAGUGAUGUCACAUUUGUGGGAGUACAUGCUGUCUCAAGAAAUCGUCGAUAGAGCGGCUGAUGCUCCUAUUAUGGGAACUCUGUGGGAAUAUGUUAUCGCUAAUGACAUGCAAAUGGGAUACUUAGAAGAUGGACAUACCAAAGGUGUACCAGAGUUCACACCUCCUGCUCCUACUCGCCUCAAAUGGGAUUUAACUCCAAACUGUAUAGCUGCUAUCGAAGACUCAUAUAAAGUUGCACAGACGUUAUUAAACGAUGUUGAACUACGCAUUUAUGAGCACAAUGCAUACGGUAAAGGUUUCGUUAAGAAGAAUUCCAUGUCGCCCGAUGCUUACAUACAAAUGGCUCUUCAGCUGGCGUAUUACCGUGAUUCUAAUAAAUUUAAUUUGACUUACGAAGCUUCUAUGACCAGAUUGUUCCGAGAAGGAAGAACAGAAACAGUCAGACCAUGUACAAUUGAGUCUACAGAGUGGGUGAAGGCUAUGGAGAAUAAGGAAGCAACUGUAGAUCAUAAGUAUAAAUUACUGAUGGCUGCAGCAAAACAACACCAAAAGGGUUAUCAAGAUGCCAUGUGUGGCAAAGGAAUAGAUAGACACCUGUUUUGUUUAUACGUAGUGUCUAAAUAUUUAGAAGUGGAUUCUCCCUUCCUAAAGGAGGUUUUAAGCGAACCGUGGAAGUUGUCUACUUCGCAAACUCCACACGGUCAGACGUCGUUAAUAGAUAUGAAGAAACAUCCAAAUUGUAUUUCUGCAGGAGGUGGCUUUGGGCCUGUGGCAGACGAUGGUUAUGGUGUUUCUUACAUCAUCGCUGGAGAAAAUCGUAUAUUCUUUCAUGUCUCUUGCAAACUUAGUUCUCCUAAAACGAACGCUGCCAGAUUUGCAAAACAAAUAGAGAGGGCAUUAGCAGAUUUAAAGACUUUGUUCCUCGAGAAAAACAAGCAACAAGCUCCGAAGAAUGGAGCUCUGUAAUUAUAACAUGAGAAGAGAAACUACGACCAUUAUAUUUUAGUAGAAACUUAAGACACUGAAUACUUUUUCCAAAAGUGUUCGAAAGAGAAGAUUCACUCGCUUAUAGAGCACCAUUUAUUCAUAUUUUGCUUAAACAUGUUUUAAACGCGACACUUUAAAAUAGUACAAACAAAAAGAGCCAAGUAAUGUAAUUCAUCAAACUUUUUUCAUCGAUUUACUCGCGAUAUCUAAGUAAUUUUAUAAAUAAAAAAUUUAUAUUUUAUAUUCUUUAGUAUUGUACAUUAAACGACAAAACGCACAAAAUCGAGCUAUGCCAAUUUUUAUAUGGAUAUUUGUACAAGAUAUUUCGAAAUGAUAUAAUAAUUGUCAAUUAUAGCAAUUAAAGAGCUCGUUAAAAAUUUCAGAAAUAUUUAGCACGUAUUGAAUACUUUUGCUCUCAGGUACUUUCUUCCCCAGAUAAGAUUACUUCAAUCUAUUUUUAAAAGUCUUUUAAUAAUGGCAUGAUUAACGAGUAGACAUAGUAAACAAAUAUAAUAAACAAUAUAUAGAAGAUUAUAUUUAUAUUAUAUUUUGGAAGAAUAUUUGACUGUUAUUUAGACAGUAAACAAAAUUCAUUUCGUAAUGGAAAAAUAUGACCCCAAGGACAAUACUAUUAAAUAUAUAGUAGUUAUUUUUAAUCCCUUUUAUUCGUUAAAAUACAGUAUUUAAGUUAAAAUAUUGGGCUAAAGUAUUCAAAGUAUUCAAAGUUUCCCGUUAAACGUAUUAAAGAUAAAUGAUAUGAUUGAUACUUUUAUAUGAAACGUACAUGAAAGUAAAAGAUUGAUAUUUUUAAUGUUUUUAAUGUUUAAGAAAACAUUCACUUCAUAUUUCGUUACAUCUCACGGUAUACUUACAGAAUGAUUAAUAAUCUAACGUUUUAAAUGCAAUUGUAUAUCGUCACAUUGUCAUUAUUAGACUGUGGAUCUUUAUGCAAAACAAAAUCUUUGCAUAUGUACCUACAAAAAAUUGAACCUAAGUAGGAAUUCAUUUUACUCUGUAAACAUUAUAAUAUGAAUUUUACUUUUAGUAUUUCUUUUAUAUUAUUGCAUACUGUGUGCAUUUUGUGAUUUCUUGCACAUUCAAAUUUCCUAUGAACGCAUAAAAAUCCACAGUCUAGUCAUUAUGUUCAUAGAAUUAGACAUGUAAUGCGCGAUAUCUUAUUGCAUAAUAUUAGACAAAUAUAAAACGAAUCUUGUUACGAAUCUCGACAACAUUAACUAUUUUAAUUAGACAAGAGAUACUUUUCAUAAAUUACUCAUGACUUUACAAAUUGUAUAUAUUAACGCGUCACUUUUAACACAUUGUGAUUGUGUUAGGAAUUAGUAUAAAAAUAUGUCGAGUAAUAUGCCAUAGAUCAAUAUAUCUGCAACUUAUCAAUGCAAAGUUGUAAUGUUAUAGAUAGUUUUAUACGUAUACUGUAUUAAUCUUUUUAUUAUAUCUUUGCUAAAGUUAUAUAGGUAUACCUAGGUACUGGUGCUUUUACAAUUUUAUUAAUGGUAUUUCAUAAUGUUAAAAUUAUAUGUAUUUAUCUGAUAUAAAGAAGAAACGGAGAUAGUUAAAUAAAUAUAUGGAAUAGUUAGACAAUGUGAAUGUAUAAAAGUGAGAAAAUUUUAAACUCGCACUUGUUAAAUGUUUUGUAAAGAAAAAUACGGUGAUAACAAGACGAAAUUAUACUUAAACUUUUAAAAUCUCUAGAAUGAGAUAUUGCUGGCUAUUGAACUUGUUUGAAGGAUGGACCUAUGCAAGUAGUAAGAAAUUAUUGAAUAAAUAAACACGUUUGUUAAAUAAAAGAA